Dacryopinax primogenitus is the source of this 600-nucleotide messenger RNA. RefSeq lists its product as uncharacterized. Gene Ontology annotation, molecular function: ABC-type transporter activity; lipid carrier activity. The annotation marks the transcript as partial. Lineage: Eukaryota; Fungi; Basidiomycota; Dacrymycetes; Dacrymycetales; Dacrymycetaceae. Gene Ontology annotation, biological process: transmembrane transport; lipid transport. The record is from RefSeq and is a predicted model, not a curated record. The transcript has 3 exons. Gene Ontology annotation, cellular component: membrane; intracellular membrane-bounded organelle.
GCUCCGCAGAGGAAGCUUUCACUAGCCAUCUCCCUGAUCGGUAAUCCGAAAGUGGUGUUGAUCGAUGAAUGGAGCGCUGGUGUCGAUGCGGCUACGAAGCGCCAGAUGUGGCAUACCCUACGCCGAGCUACAGCCGGCAAAGCAGUCGUCCUUACUACCCAUUCGAUGGAGGAGGCAUCAGCUUUGGCGAACAGGGUCGGGAUCAUAGCUUCGAAGAUGCUUGCUAUCGACACAGUCCCCGCGCUGUGUGCACGCUACGCAGUGUACGAAGUGCAUCUCUCAGCGCGAACAGCAGAGCAGCAAAUGCGCGCUCGACAGCUAAUCGCAGCCGCUUUCCCAGACGCAAAGCAAGCGGAGGACGUCUCGACACGGUUCGAAAUUGCGCUCGAAGAUAGGACGCUGGCAGAUCUGUUCGAGCGCUUGGCGGAGGUGGAGGCUAGACAUGAUACAGGUGCGGAAGGGCUGGAGCACACCGUCGAGCGACUUGGGCUCGAGAGCGUAUUCCUGAAAGUUGUCAGGGGUGACCAGGAUGGAAGACUCGUGGGAGAGGAAGGAGAUACAAAACCGGAGAGAAGAAGACGCUGGUGCGGACUGUUCUGA